AGAGUGCAGCAAAAUGGCAGAAGCCAGUAUUUCAAUAGAUCAGGAACAUUUCAACUGCUGUAUCUGUUUAGACCUUCUGAAGGAUCCAGUGACUAUCCCAUGUGGACACAGCUUCUGUAUGGUGUGUAUUAAUGGGUUCUGGAAUGAAGAAAAUCAGAAGAGAACCUAUAGCUGCCCACAGUGCCGGGAGACUUUCACUCCGAGACCUGUCCUGCGCAGGAAUAAUGUCAUAAGUGAAGUAGUGAACAAACUAAAAAAAACUGAAGUCAAUACUUUGUUACCAGCAACUUUAGACUUCUUUUGUCCUCCGUCUGAAGUUCAGGAUGUGGAGUGUGAUUCUUGUACUGGUGAGAAAAAGAAAGCUGUUAAAUCCUGUUUGACUUGCUUGGCCUCAUAUUGUGAUACUCACGUUCAGCCUCACCAUGAGUCUACAGCCUUCAGAAGACACAAACUUGUUAUGGCCUUGAGUAACUUACAGGAGAAAAUCUGCACACGGCAUGAUAAGCUUAUUGAGGUUUUCUGUCGCACUGAUCAGAGAGGUAUUUGCUACCAGUGUUUGCUGACUGAACACAAAGACCACAAUACUGUGUCAGUUGAAGAUAUAUGGAGGGAGAAAAAGAAGCUCCUAACAGAAGUGCAGAUGAAUUCCAAGAAAAAACUUCAGAAUACUGAAGAAAGGCUUACGAUGUUGGUGCAGGGAAUGGAGUCUUUUAAGCGAUCCGCACAGACAGCAGUGGAGGCCAAUGAAAGAAUCUGUAAUGAAAUGAUCCAGUUCAUUGAGAAAAGGCGUCUUCAAGUGACAGAGCUAAUCCGAGCUCAGGAAAAGGCUGAACUUGAUCAAGCAGCAGGACUGCAGGAGCAGCUGGAGCAGAAAAUUGAAUCGAUUAAACGAAGAUCGGCUGAACUGAAGCUGCUUUCCAGUCAAAAUGAUCACAUUAAUUUUCUCCAGGCUUUCCAGUCUCUUUGUGCAGCUAUUGAAUCUGACAGUAAUCUGAGCAGUAGCAUAAAUACACAGUUUACUUUUGAUGAAAUUGCAAGUACUCUGUCUGGGGUGAAACAGUCACUGGAGGAAAACUUCAACAUCAGAAAAGUAUCUGACAAACUUUCUUACAGUGAGGUCAUUUCUAGUCCAGAACCCACAAGUAGAAGUGACUUCUUAAAAUAUUCCUGCAAACUUUUGUUGGAUCCUAACACGGCAAAUCCAUCUCUUUACAUUGCUGAGGAAAACAGUGCAGCAGAAAGACGUGAUCAAGAGCAAUCACUUCCUGAUCUUUCAGAGAGAUUUAGUUACUUUGUGCAAGUGCUUUGUAAAGAAAGUGUAUCAAGAAGAUGUUACUUUGAGAUCGAAUGGAUGGGACAAAAAGGUGGCACUAUUGCAGUCUCAUAUAAAGGAAUAGUAAGGAAAGGGAAUUCUUUACAUUGCAAAGUAGGACAUAACAAUCAAUCUUGGGGUUUGUUCUGUUCUCCUGCUGGUUCUUAUUACAUUCAUGAUAGUAAGAGUGUAGUCUGUUGUUGUAAGUCAAAUAAGAUCGGAGUGUAUCUGGACCACAGGGCAGGAACUCUGUCCUUCUAUAGCAUCUCUGACAAAAUGACUCUCAUACACAGAGUCCAGACCACAUUCACUCAGCCACUCUACCCUGGAUUUUGGGUCAGUCCAAAUUCUACAGUUAAACUGUGUAACCAAAAAUAAUACAAUAAUAAUAUAAUUUUGUAAUAAUACAAAAUGAUACUUUUUAGGCCUAAAUAUAUUGGAUUAUAAUAUAAUUAGUCCAAUGAAUUCUUUGUAUAUGGUAUUUUGUACAAUUUGUUUCCUAAUUUAAUAUGCAAGCAUGGGGCAUGGUAAUGCAUAUUAUUUAUCUCCUUGUAAUAACUGCUCAUAAUAAUUGCUGUUUAAUAUGGGCAGUAGCAGCGUAGCACUUAGUAAUCAGAAGGGUAUUUUACUGCGGCGCCACCUGAGUGGCCUAAGAACAGCAUUUUUAUUCAAUGUUUUCAUCUGUUCUCCAUGUUCCCUUUAAUUAGUAUUUAAACCCUUAGUGUGUCUAUGUUUUUGCAUAGUAUUGUCAUUUUUGUUAGCACUGCACCGGGACUUGUUUCUGUUGAGUCUUGUUUUUUCUUAGUUCUUUGCUUCAUGAUAUUGCUGUGCAUGACCCAAGCCUGUUAUCUCUAGUUAUGAUUAUGGACUGUCCUGUUAUUUCUGUGUUUGCAUGUGGAUUUUGAUCUUGAUUAUUUGACCAUUGACCAUAAAAAAAAAUACGCGCUGAGCAUUCACACUAGUCUUGCCUCAAAUCAUCUAAUGUUAAAACUAAAGCAAGAAGAUUUAACAAAGAGUAUUAAAAAUGUAUAUAACUUAACAAAGCAUUAUGAACUAAAAUUAAUUUGAUUUAAAAAGUAUUAAACUGUAUAUAAAAUGCCCACUUUACUUAAUGCUACAGCAUUUCUGUUUGCAUCUGUUAAAGCAAAGUUCAGUAAAUUCAAAAAAUUUUUUUACUAUA
Messenger RNA from Trichomycterus rosablanca, 2492 nucleotides. Its product is annotated as tripartite motif-containing protein 16-like. Gene Ontology annotation, molecular function: protein binding; zinc ion binding. The transcript has 6 exons. NCBI's taxonomy places the organism in Eukaryota, Metazoa, Chordata, Actinopteri, Siluriformes, Trichomycteridae. The record is from RefSeq and is a predicted model, not a curated record. Bases 14 to 1690 code for a protein of 558 amino acids.